CAUUUUGUUUUGUUUCUAGGCAAAAAAGAAACAUGCAAACCCCAGACAUCCAGCUGGUGCACCACAGCUCCAUCCAGAAGUCGUCUAAGGAGCUGCGCGGCAUGUCCAAGAACAGGGAGAUCUCCUGGCCGCUGUCAACGCUGCCCGUCUUCCACCCGGUCAGCGGAGAGGUGGUGCCCCCCCUUCACCCCGACAACUACGAAACCACUAGCACGCCACUCAUGCAGACACAGACGAACUUACAAAAUCAAGUCCAGAUACCUCAACAGCAACCUCCAGGUAAAUGGUAUUCCUGAGGAGCGCAAAGUGGCAGAAGCUCUUAACCUGUGACAUGGGACUCCACACCAUUACAUUGCCUUUCUACCUUUUAUCAAGUUCACUAUUUGCUGUGUUUUUAUUCUCUUCACUCCAGAGCGGUAUGCCAAGAACAUGGUUAAGUGAUAAACCUGGUUAAGCAAACCUACAGGAAGUGGUAAACAUGCUGAUAGAUAACCCACUGGUGUCAUUUAUACAAGAUACAAGAUACAAGAUAUGUUAUUUGUCAUUUGGAUAUAUAUAUGAAACAUAUAUAUACAAUGAAAAGCUUCCCUGCUCUGGGAGUCCCAAAAAAGGUUAAAAAGAAUGUUAAAAAGGGAAAAAAAAGUAGGAAAAAAUAUAUAUUUAAAAAGUUGAAAAAAUGGCAGGUUGGAGAAAGGGGAGAUGUGAUGAGUGGAUUUCUUCCUAUGUUGGUGUUUUUGAAUUCAACAGUCUGAUACAUUGAGGGAAGAAGCUGUCCCUGAGACGGCUGGUGUGAGCACGUAAGCACCUGUAUCUCCGGGCAGAUGGUAGAAGGGUGAAGUGUGUGUAGCUGGGGUGGUACGGAGCUAUGAUUCGUUUGGCCCUCCUCAGACACCGUUGGUUGUAAAGAUCCUGGAUUUUGGGUGGAUCUGAUUUGAUUGUACGUUGAGCAGAUUUGAUGACUUAGUUAGAUUUGAUGAUUUAGUUAAGACAAUGAGGACUCCAGGCUCUUUUAUUAGAUGAUUUACCACUACCUCAAGGUUGACUAAACCUGGUUUACAACUGAGCCAGGUUCUUGGCAUACGCCUCAGCAAUGCUUGUACUGUAUGCAUGCAUUGCCACCUUCAGUAUUGCCAUGCUAUAUGUAUGUAUGUAUGUGAGCACUUCUGUCCUGGGCUGACAAAAUGUGGAGCCGUAAUGUUGUAAAUACUAAAUUAACACCAAGAAAAUUCACAGUAGUUACAUUCAAGAAAAGUGUUAUUUUUAUAUAUGUAUAUUUUGCCAUUGAAAUUGAGGAGGCCCAAUUUGCCACAUAUCGUGUAUACAUAACAUUUGUUUAUGUGUGUGUUUUUGUUUUUCGGUUUUGGUUGUGUGUUUUUUGUUUUUUGUUUAUGAGUGUAGAGCAUAAAAGAUGGAUUUAUAAUCAGGAAGUGCCUCUGUUGUAAACAAAAACAAAGAAGAAUCUAAAAGGGAUUGAGCAAAACUAAACACAAACUCAGCUGGUGCCAAUGGAUUUGUUCUCACCAUACUUAUUAUUAAACUUGUUUUUGAUGAA
This is a messenger RNA of Engraulis encrasicolus (European anchovy), 1552 nucleotides long. It is a transcript of the gene sgce, whose product is annotated as sarcoglycan, epsilon. Gene Ontology annotation, cellular component: sarcoglycan complex. The transcript has 4 exons. The coding region runs from base 33 to 296 and encodes 87 amino acids. Lineage: Eukaryota; Metazoa; Chordata; Actinopteri; Clupeiformes; Engraulidae. The record is from RefSeq and is a predicted model, not a curated record.